GUUUUGGUUUUGUUUCAUUCCGUGGGGCAUAUUCUUAAGUUUUAAUAACUAAUAUUUAUACCAACAUUAAAUAUAGAUCUAAUUUCACAAGGGAGGGUUUCUAUCGUCUUUUUGACCUUUUUUUUUGGUGACUAUCAUGUCAGUCAGCAUUCCCUUGAAAGUAUUAUACGAUGCCAUCGGUACCAAGGUUUCUCUUGAAUUAGCCAAUGGUGAGGUCUAUAGUGGUACCCUCACGGAGCUGCAGGAUACGAUGAAUGUGCUUUUAGUCGACGCCAAGAAGAUUAGUAAAUCGGGGAAGGAAACCGCUAUGAAAAGCGUCUUUCUCCGCGGCUCGAACGUCGUUUUCUUCCAAUUGCCCGAUUUACUUCAGAUGAGCCCGGCAUUAUUAGCGGCUGGGAAUUUGGUGCCAAAGGCUCUAGAUAAACGAGGUGAUGGAAAAGGAUUUGGCAAUAACCACAGAUUCCAGAACGACUAAAGCAAAGCAAGAAUAAAAUGGAAAUGAAGGCCACUUAUGCAUCACGAACAAAGUUAAUGAAUCCAGAAGGAUAGCAAAGCAGACUGUGAAAAUGAUAAAAUCCUUUCCAUGUCAUAUAUUUAGGCGAGUGGAUUCAAUGUGAGUGCAAUAUUUAGGACCUAACAUUAUAAUUAGGUGCAUCUCGAGAAUUAUGGAGAGUGAGGAAUGGAGAGGGAAUUCCUUACUUUCCAAGGGAUAUCUGUGAGUUUGUAUCAAUAUUUGAGGUGCAUCCAAAAUUUUAAGAGGAAGGUAAGUACAUUCUGCGUCUUUUAUUGACGAAAUGUGUAAGUUCUUAUAUAUAUAUUUAGAAAGAGUGAGAGAGAUACAAAUAAAGUGAGAAAGAUAAUCGACCACUUAUUUGAUACGAUCUCUAGUAUUGGACACUUCUCUUUAAUGUGUUUUGAUCAAAUAACAUUUUAUAUUUCUCGGUUUCUAUUUUAGUUACUGUGUAUUUACUAUAUUUCUUCUAAGAGAGGAAAACCCUAUUUA
Molecule: messenger RNA, 1003 nt
Organism: Phytomonas sp. Hart1
Lineage: Eukaryota; Euglenozoa; Kinetoplastea; Trypanosomatida; Trypanosomatidae
Source: the annotation of a GenBank genome assembly